Molecule: messenger RNA, 2580 nt
Organism: Gambusia affinis (western mosquitofish)
Lineage: Eukaryota; Metazoa; Chordata; Actinopteri; Cyprinodontiformes; Poeciliidae
Gene: fbxo16
Product: F-box protein 16
Exons: 10
Coding region: 457-1608 (383 amino acids)
Molecular function (GO): protein binding
Source: RefSeq, a predicted model, not a curated record
GAAUAUUAACUAUUUAUUUCGGUCCCUUUGUUGCAGCAGAAGAUCUAAUACAGACGUAGAGUUUUAUAUUCUAAAGUUUUACAAGUUACGUGUUAUAUUGUAGUUUCAAAUUGCUCAUGCGCACCACAGUGUCAAGUAGACAGAGAGUUAUAGAGGGUGAAGGUCUCUAGGAUUGUAUUUUCUGAGCUUUUGUACUAUCCUUACCAUUAUUAGAAACACACUACACAGUGGUUUCCCGUUUUGCAUUGCAGCACUCCCCCUGGUGUGUAGCAGCCAAUUCAUGCAAUAAGAGUUCACACGCCGUUACUAUGGAAACAAGUCAACUGUGCAGAGGGACAUGGGAAGAAGAUAAGAAGACGAGAUGUUAGGUGCGCGGGUGCAAAAAAAUUCACCAAGCGUUGGAUUGUUCACCCACUAAUAGGGAACGUGUGCUGGGGUUAGACCGUCGUGAGACAGAUGCCGCUUGAAUUACGGUCUUCGUCUAGCCGAGCCACAAUGCAAACCAAGCGGAGUGCAUGGACCCCGCUGAACCACCCGCUGAUCAACAGCAAGCUGUUUGAUGAGAGGAGACAACUUCUGGCAAAAUGGUUUGGCAGCUGGUCCGACAGCCAGAGGAAGGCUGUGCUGGGGGACUUCGUGCUCCGCUGUUCGGUGGAGCAGCUCAGGUUCCUGAGCCUCACAGUGAGCAGACGGCUCCCCCUGCAGGCUGCAGACUUCACCUGCCUGCUGCCCAGAGCCCUCUGCCUCUACUUGUUCUCCUUCCUGGACCCUCGCAGCCUCUGCCGAUGUGCUCAGGUGAGCUGGCACUGGAGGAGCAUCGUGGAGCUGGACCAACUGUGGAUGGCCAAGUGUCUGCGGCUCGGCUGGUGCAUCACCUUCUCCCCCUCGGCUUUUGAGCAGGGCGUCUGGAAGAGACACUACAUAGAGACCGUUCUGGAUCUGCGACGGAGACUGCUGCAGACACCGUCAAUGCCACUGGAGCUUGGAAUUCCUUCAGCCAUCAGCGGUGGACGUAAGGAACCACCAGAACUGGUUAAGAAAGACAAGGAGCAUCCAGUUGCCACCAUGCAGCCUCCUGAGUCCAGCUCCAGAUCAGGGUUAAAAACAGAAAAGAAGGCUAAAGCCCUGCCACCAUGGAGAGACUCAGACAGACACCCAAAGGAUACAAUACGCUUCAACUACCUGGACAACCUGGAUCCCGUAGAGCAGACCUUUAGAGAGCAAAUGAGAAGUAAAACCUCCACAUGCCACAGCGGUGCGUCCCAGAACCGUGACGGAAAGAGAAAAACGCCGUCGGAGGCCACGUACAAACUACGCAAAGCUAAGUCUCUGAUGUUCCUCAGAGCCCAGGACUCCUCUCCACCUGUUCCUGCUAACCGUCUCCCCACAGACCCUCGGACUCAAACCCGCCCCUUAUGGGCAUCUCCUGCUCAGGACCACCCUAUCCCCACUGAGACAGCCAUGAUCCUGCUCAGCAUGACCCAGUGGAACGCCGGGGUCCGACCCGGGCCAGUGAGGACGCCGGUGCCCCAGUUAAGUUUGGAGGCCCUCAAAGCAGCCCGGCGCUCUCAGCGGAGCACUCCCAGUGUGCGGUUGUUCAAUGUUUGAAGCGCAGCUCAACACUGCCCCCAGCAGGACAAUGAUAUCAGCACAGAGCAGAGCUUCAGGAGAACGUCUUUUGAAUUAAUCUAAUAUUCUUGAUUAUGUCCUUCAAACCUUUUCGCAUUGUUUUUUGCAAGGAAUAAAUGUAUUUUUGGGAUCAAGUUAAGAAUUUUUGCAAAAAUGUGUUAGAGAAGAAUCUGUGAGUCAAGUUAGAAAACGCAACAGGCUGUUUUAAGUCUUACCUGAACCCUGCAAGACUUUGGCUUGAGUUUAUUUGAAGACAUUUGAGAGAUCUAUCCAUCUGUCCAACCAUUUUCUAACACCCUCAUCCCUAGUGGGGUCGGGAGGUGCUGGUGUCCAACUACAGCUAAUGUUCCGGGCGAGAGGCGGGGUCACCCUGGACAGGUCGCCUGUCUGUCACAGGGCACAUUUGAGACAUCUCAACUUAUUUUUCCAAAUGUCCAUAUCAUAUAGAACGUGUUUUAUGGGCCAAAUGAAAUUAUAAUUAAAAUGUCUGCAAAACCAAGACAUGUCUGUUUCUCCAUGCUUUAUUUUGUCCAUCCAAAUUGUUCACAUAGGGAUUAAUUGUAAUACUUGCUCUGUGGGUAUAGUAAACAUAUAUCAGUAUCAACUUUAAAUAAUGCAUUUAUUGCUGCUAAUAAUUGGCUUCUUUCAUCAUUUCUUAUUUCAGCAGUUGUAAUCAUUUCAUAACAACCUUUUCAUUUAUGAAAAGGAUUUAUAUGAUUUGCUUAUGGGGGCUAACUGAUACAUACAACUAGUUUAUGGGUAAAAUCUAGUUGCAUAAAGGGCAAACUAACCCAGGAGUUUAGAACGCAAAAGAAAAAAAAAACAAACAAAAAAAACUUUUAAUGAAAAAAAAAUAAUAAAUUACAUUCAAGUUCAUUUAUACUGUUCACUAAAGUCAUCACAAAUUGGAUAAACAUCCAGUUAAUAUCAAGUUAUGUAAAACAAUUUAUA